AUGCUUAAAAAUCGGCACACGCUUCUGGAGGGCGGGGAGAAGGGAAGUCUUCCCGUCGUGGCGACCGUCUUCGACAAGCUCAACCAGGUGUAUAAAGAAUACCUGGAGGCGGAGCAGACCUACACCGUGGCGAUGGAGUCCGGUCCGAGUCGAGGCAGCGCGGCCCAGAAACGUCCGGUCCGAACUCAGGCGGUCAUCGACCAAUCAGACAUGUACACACACGUCCUGUCGUCGUUCACCGAGAGGAAGGGUGUCUCCCAUAAGUUCAUCAUUGCGGUUCUGAUGGAGUACAUCCGUUCUCUGAACCAGUUCCAGAUCACCGUACAGCAUUACCUGUAUGAGCUGGUGAUUAAGACACUGGUGCAGCACAACCUCUUCUACAUGCUGCACCAGUUCCUGCAGUACCACGUCCUCAGCGACUCCAAACCACUGGCCUGUUUGCUGCUGUCCCUGGAGAGUACGUACCCUCCGGCACACCAGCUGUCACUGGACAUGUUGAAGCGUCUCUCCACGGCCAACGACGAGAUCGUCGAGGUUCUGCUGUCGAAGCAGCAGGUUCUGGGCUCGCUCAGAUUCAUCCGCAGCGUCGGCGGCCACGACAACGUGUCGGCGAGGAAGUUUCUGGACGCAGCGCAGCAGACCGGAGACCAGAUGUUGUUCUACACCGUGUUCAGGUCGUUCCAGCAGAGGAACCAACGGCUGAGAGGAAGUCCCAACUUCAACCCGGGAGAGCACUGUGAGGAGCAUGUGGUUCACUUCAAGCAGCUGUUUGGGGAUCAGGCCCUGAUGAAGCCCUCCACCCGUGUGAACCACCGGGACCAAACCACACACAGACUGGAAACUGGAUCACGGCAGACUGGUCGGACCGGCUCUCCGUCAGUUCGGACGCGCAGGAGACGACCUGACGGGGCGGCGGACCACCACAGGGAACAGAUGAUUGUGGUUUGAAUCCGGGAUCUUCGACCACAUUGACCGACGGCCAGAGCUUCUUUAUGAGUGAUAUUUGAAUGAUCCUAUAUCGGUGUGAACACACUCUGAUAACUGACUGAUAACUAGAUUAUCCCUCCACCAGUCAGGCAGUGAAACAAAGCAUUUAAUAAAAGAAUAAUACAGAGAAGAGCUUUUAAUGUCAUUUAACUUCACAACACUUAUAAUAUGAAUAUAGAAAUAUUGUAAUAUAUUCUGCAGGCUGAAUGUGAGGCUUUGGUGGUCCCUGGUUUAACCGGAUUAUUACCCCUGUACGGUGGCACGUCAGCACCUGAUCCAGGUUUCUGGAGCUAAACAAGGACAAACUACAAACCUGCAAUAAAGAAUAAAGUCUACCUGAUAUUAUGGGAUGGAUUCGACUGAUCACAGAUAUAUAUUGAUGAACAUUUCGAUGAGGAUCUCUUAAUCAAAUCCUUUUUAUUUUCAGCAGAAUAUCAAAGAUACUUUUAGAGGAAUUGUUCUACCAUGAACUGAUGAAUGUGGAAGAAAAACAUUUAUGAAAAUCAGUGAAAUUAGUAACGUGUUCCCAGGAAGUGCUAAUAAAACCAUGAGGAAUCA
Messenger RNA from Dicentrarchus labrax (European seabass), 1545 nucleotides. Its product is annotated as regulator of MON1-CCZ1 complex-like. Bases 1 to 948 code for a protein of 315 amino acids. The transcript is spliced from 9 exons. Gene Ontology annotation, cellular component: late endosome membrane; lysosomal membrane; Mon1-Ccz1 complex. Gene Ontology annotation, biological process: regulation of autophagy. NCBI's taxonomy places the organism in Eukaryota, Metazoa, Chordata, Actinopteri, Moronidae. The record is from RefSeq and is a predicted model, not a curated record.